Messenger RNA from Hyaloscypha bicolor E, 825 nucleotides. RefSeq lists its product as uncharacterized. The record is from RefSeq and is a predicted model, not a curated record. NCBI's taxonomy places the organism in Eukaryota, Fungi, Ascomycota, Leotiomycetes, Helotiales, Hyaloscyphaceae. Bases 1 to 825 code for a protein of 274 amino acids. The transcript has a single exon.
AUGGCCUUCAAAAAAUUCGUAAAAUUCUCGAUCCUGUCACUCGCCGCGUUUACAGGUGCUGCUGCAUUUCCUUGCAAUGACUGCUCUCAGCAGUUGGCAGAGUCGAAUUCCAAGAAGGAAUCCACGAGCAGUACGAACACGGGCGACGUUCGCAACCUCACCGUCGAUGGAAACCAGCACAAUAACCUCUAUGAGGCUGAAGCGCAUCCACUACUUGCUCGUGAGAAGACAUAUGAAGAACUGGUGCAUUGGAAUGAUUGGCGAGAAUGGGAGUGGCCACCACAGAAGAGAGCGAAAUGGCCCCCGGGGGUCCGAUUUGACUUUGAAGAGGUAGUUAUCCCGCACCUACCUUGGGUGGGAAUCGAGCUACCUUCUCCUCUCAUACCGACGCAGAAUGAAACGUUGCACGCCAUCUACAAGAUAGCCGCGGUAGCAUGGGCUAUGGAAGAACAAAAGCCAACGCCUCAGAGAAGAUUGGAGUUCGCGCAGCUGGAUAACCUUUCCAAGAACUUUAUGCUCGCUACCAAGUGCCGAUGGGAGGGAGAUUGCGGCGUAUACAAGCAGCUGAACCUCGAUAUAGCGUGGUACGACCUUCUAGGUAUUCCUAUCGGUAUUCCAUCCGUUUGGUUUGUCAGGAACCUCAUGGCCAAGCCUAUGUAUAGGUGGAUGGACGGGUUGGAGGACGGGUCACUGUGGAAGGCGAAGGUGUAUGAUCAACUAAAGACCCAGCUUAAGUUGAAGACAGAACAGGAGGCGCUUGUUAAUCUGGGGAAACAGUUGCAAGCUUUGGGCUUGCCUCAGUCUCAAUUCAGUGACUGGAGUUAG